Molecule: messenger RNA, 1089 nt
Organism: Paramecium sonneborni
Lineage: Eukaryota; Ciliophora; Oligohymenophorea; Peniculida; Parameciidae
Source: the annotation of a GenBank genome assembly
AUGAUUUUUAUAUUGAUAUUGUCUAUAAUUUCUCAAAUUCUAUGCGAAUAAACACACGAGGAAGAAAUAAAAAGAGAUUAUUGUUAACUUCCCGAUGCAGUAUUAGCUGAUGGUGUAUCAGCUACUGAUUUUGGAACUACUGGUUGGAACUAUGCAAAUGCAAAUAACUGGGAUGGUAAUAACAUUACAAAUAAUUAGAAAUUGUUGUAACAUGUGGUGGAAGUUUUCAGUCUCCAAUUGAUAUUUUGACAUCUUCAGCAACCUAAGAGGCUAUAUAACCAAAAAUUCACUAUAAAAACAAGGCUUCAGAUGUUGCAUACGAGGAAGCAAACAGUAAUAUUAUUUAAUCAAAAAGUUAAGAACCAUAUACAAAGGAAUAUGAAGGAGAAUAUUCUGAAAUUGAUGUUACAGAUGCAUCUGGAUUAAUAGUUCGAUAUUAUGCAAAGUAAUUUCAUAUUCACACACCAUCGGAACAUACUAUUGAUGGAAAAUAUUAUGAUCUAGAAAUUCAUUUUGUUCAUCAAGUAACUAAUUUAUAAUAUAUUUUUAAGGCUAUCCAGGAUGAACAACAAGAUUGUAAUAAAGUAAAGAACACUUUGACAGUUUUUGGUCUUAUGUUCACAGAAUCUGCUUCUGCAUCUGACUAUGAAGUAUUUAAGCCUUGGUUUGACCAAAAUGUUACUGGAGAAGUGGAAUCAUUUGACUUAAAGUAAGCAUUUUAUUCUCAAUAAUAUAGCGAUUUCUUUUAAAAGAUGACGGAUACUACCUAUUAUCAUUAUAAUGGAAGUUUAACAACUCUUCCAUGCUCUUAAAUAGUUAAUUGGAUUGUAUUCUAUCAGGCAUUACCAAUAUCACCAUCUUAACUUAACUAAUUUAGAAGUACAUUUACAGAUUCCACUGUGUUUCCAUUAAAGCAGAACAAUCGUCCGAUAUAACAUUUGAAUGGAAGAAAGAUCUUGAAAGGGGUAAAAAAUUGCUACUAUUUUUAAGACUGCAAUUACAACCGGAGUGGCAGAAAUCCCAAAUUUGGAAGCUUCUUAUGCAUUUUUAGUACUAGUAACAUUAGUAAUGAAUGGUUUAUUUUUAUGA